Cucurbitaria berberidis CBS 394.84 is the source of this 445-nucleotide messenger RNA. RefSeq lists its product as uncharacterized. The coding region runs from base 33 to 419 and encodes 128 amino acids. The record is from RefSeq and is a predicted model, not a curated record. NCBI's taxonomy places the organism in Eukaryota, Fungi, Ascomycota, Dothideomycetes, Pleosporales, Cucurbitariaceae. The transcript is spliced from 3 exons.
CACGAACCGAUGAUAGACAGAAUCGAAGCGCGAUGAGAAAACAUGGCAGCCUAGAAAAGGAUGAAGAGACGAACCAGGCUGCAUGGGAAGCGGCGGGAGGCGCAGUCAAAGGUGCUACCAAGUGGGGUGCUUUCUUCCUUGUAGCUGGUGGUGUUGCAUAUACCUUCUCGCCGCUAUACCGGGGUCUUACAAUCCAGUUCAGAACAUACAUCCAAAUGUCCGGCAUGAUUCUUGGCGGCUACCUCGAAGCUGAGAGUCGCAUGGUUGCCUACCAACACCACAUCAGGAACCAAAAGCGACUGGCGAGGGACAUGGAGGUUUGGCGACGGUAUGAGAAUGUUUACGAGGAGAAGGGGACGCCCGGGGUCGGGAGUGAGAGUGGUGUGCAUGGCCCGGACGGGAAGGAGCCGAGUGCCUGAGACAUGCUCAGAUGGGUACUCUAGAG